Echinops telfairi (small Madagascar hedgehog) is the source of this 1699-nucleotide messenger RNA. RefSeq names its product fibronectin type III and SPRY domain containing 1 (gene FSD1). The transcript has 13 exons. The record is from RefSeq and is a predicted model, not a curated record. Gene Ontology annotation, molecular function: protein binding. The coding region runs from base 82 to 1572 and encodes 496 amino acids. NCBI's taxonomy places the organism in Eukaryota, Metazoa, Chordata, Mammalia, Afrosoricida, Tenrecidae.
ACGGGCAGCUGCGAGACCAGGAGGAGCGUGCGGGGGCCCGCGGGCCGGGCCGGGCCGCUCUGGGGCGUCCGGGGUGCCGCCAUGGAGGACCAGAGGGAAGCUUUGCAGAAGAUCAUCACCACGCUGGCUGUGAAGAAUGAAGAAAUCCAGAAUUUCAUUUACUCUCUCAAGCAGAUGCUACUGAAUGUGGAGGCGAAUUCCGUCAAGGUGCAGGAGGACCUGGAGGCGGAGUUCCAGUCCCUCUUUGUCCCCCUGGAGGAACUGAAGGAGGGCAUGCUGAUGAAAAUCAAGCAGGACCGAGCCAGCCGGACCUAUGAGCUGCAGAACCAGCUGGCUGCCUGCACCCGGGCCCUGGAGAGCUCUGAGGAACUUUUGGAAACGGCCAACCAGACGCUGCAGGCUGCUGACAGGGAGGACUUCCCCCAGGCUGCCAAGCAAAUCAAAGACGGUGUGACCAUGGCUCCUGCCUUCCGGCUGUCCCUGAAAGCCAAGGUCAGUGAUAAUAUGAGUCACCUCAUGGUGGACUUUGCGCAGGAGCGGCGCAUGCUGCAGGCGCUCAAGUUCCUUCCCGUGCCCAGCGCCCCCGUGAUCGACCUGGCUGAGUCCCUCGUGGCGGACAACUGUGUGACGCUGGCGUGGCGCAUGCCGGACGAAGACAGCAAGAUUGACCACUACGUGUUGGAGUACCGGCGGACCAACUUCGAGGGCCCACCCCGCCUCAAGGAGGACCAGCCCUGGAUGGUCGUCGAGGGCAUCCGGCAGACAGAGUACACCCUGACAGGUCUCAAGUUCGACAUGAAGUACCUGAACUUCCGAGUGAAGGCCUGCAACAAGGCUGUCUCGGGCGAGUUCUCAGAGCCGGUAACCCUAGAGACACCAGCGUUCAUGUUCCGCCUGGAUGCGUCCACAUCCCACCAGAACCUGCGGGUGGAUGACCUCUCCGUGGAGUGGGACGCCAUGGGCGGGAAGGUGCAGGAUAUCAAGGCUCGAGAGAAAGACAGCAAGGGACGGACAGCGUCUCCGGUCAAUUCUCCAGCCAGAGGCACUCCAUCCCCCAAGAGGAUGCCCUCAGGUCGUGGGGGCCGGGACCGCUUCACAGCCGAGUCCUACACUGUACUGGGGGACACGUUAAUUGACAGCGGUGAGCAUUACUGGGAGGUGCGCUAUGAACCAGACAGCAAGGCCUUUGGCGUGGGCGUGGCUUACCGCAGCCUGGGCCGCUUCGAACAGCUGGGCAAGACAGCUGCGUCCUGGUGCCUGCAUGUCAACAACUGGCUGCAGGUGACCUUCACGGCCAAGCACGCCAACAAAGCCAAGACGCUGGACGCCCCCGUGCCCGACUGCCUGGGUGUGCACUGCGACUUUCACCAAGGCCUCCUGUCCUUUUACAACGCCCGGACCAAACAGCUGCUUCACACCUUUAAGGCCAAGUUCACGCAGCCUGUGCUACCUGCAUUUACGGUGUGGUGUGGCAGCUUCCAGGUGAUGUCCGGCCUGCAGGUGCCCAGCUCUGUGCGCUGCCUGCAGAAGCGGGACAGUGCUACCAGCAGCUCCAACACCAGCCUCACCUAGACCCCGGCCCCGCCCCUGCCGCGGUGGCCUUCCUCACACUUGCUGCUUGGAGCCUUAACUCCUGAUUUGGGGGCCCCACCAGGGAGCAGGCACCCCCACCCUGUCUCCCAAUAAAGGUCAAACACUG